Molecule: messenger RNA, 2754 nt
Organism: Achroia grisella
Lineage: Eukaryota; Metazoa; Arthropoda; Insecta; Lepidoptera; Pyralidae
Exons: 1
Coding region: 586-2754 (722 amino acids)
Source: RefSeq, a predicted model, not a curated record
UGCAUCCUGCCUUCACUUCGAGAAACUUCUAUACAUAUACUGAGGACAAUUCUUGUGGAUAAGGACAACAUCUAGUGAGUCUGUUCCAAUUAUUUCCUUUCUAUAUAAUCUCCGCAUACUUUCGUGCAAUUGGUGCUUAUUUUUCAAUUAUUCUUUUUUUUUCCUUCUUUCACUACUUCAAAAUAAGUCAAUAGUCGCCAAUACCUAUAUACAUAUUUAAUAUAUCUAAUAUUUAAACGCAUCUUGCUUACUUUUAUAUUAUACAUAUUCGAUUGUAUUAAGCGUGCGUAUAGAUAAAAUCUCGCAUCAAUAUUCGUAGGUACAUUUGGCUAACGAUUGCAUUAUUGCACCGCAUGGACUUUGCACUACGCUGCAGCUGACCGUAACUUCACUCGCGGUCAAGGUCGUGCUUAUCUAUUCAAUAGAAAUUAUUUCUUUUGCUCGUGUUACUACGCAGUUAUUAUAAUUGAAUAGCAUCUUUACAUAUUUUAUAUACAUAAAUAACUUUUCUUUUUCAUUUCUAUAUUUAUUUUUCGAUAUUAAUUUAUAAUCUUUUCGUUAUAUUAAGUUAAAACUUAUUUAGCAAUGGCAAAUAACGAAGAUUUAUUAUGUAGAAAACGCAGUGCUAUGAAAGCUAAAUUAACUAAUUUUAGUAAUUUUAUUACUGUACUUCUCAGCUGUGAAUCUAUUUCGGACCUCCAACGCAUUGAGUUGGAAGGCCGUCUAAGUAAAUUCGAUGCAUUGUUUGGUGAAUUCGAUGAAUUACAGUUGGAGAUCGAAGUACUUGCGGAUAACCCAGAGGGAGCGUAUGCAGAGCGAACCAAGUUCGAGGAACGGUAUCACUCAUUGGCUGCGCAGGCGCGUUUACUACUUGGCACUGGCAAUGCUGCCUGCGCCGGUGGUGACGGCGGGUCUGUAGCGGGCUCUUCGAAUAAAAACACAGGUCAAUCGUUCCAAAAUGGCUUUAUACGCAUGCCGACCAUCAAUUUACCUCAUUAUGACGGUAGUUAUAAUUACUGGCUAGAGUAUAGAGAGACAUAUUUAUCGCUUAUCCAUAAUAGUAGCGCGAUAGAUGACAUUAGUAAAUUCCACUACCUUCGUGCGUCAUUAAAAGGAAGCGCAAAAGAAAUAAUUAAGAAUAUUGAUUUCAAAGGAGACAAUUAUCAAAUGGCGUGGAGUUUACUAUGUGAUCGGUAUGAUAACAGUAGACUUUUAGUGCAUAACCACGUGCAGGCACUGUUCAAUGUUGAUAAGCUGCCAAAAGAAUCACAUUUGUCGUUACGUUCACUCAUAGAUAGCAUUAAUAAAAAUAUUAGAGCGUUAAAAACAUUGAACGAGCCCACGGAUUCUUGGGAUACGCUUAUAGUGUAUAUGAUGUCAUGCAAAUUAGAUCCCAUCACUAGUAGGAACUGGGAGGAGUAUCGCAAUACAUUGGAUACUGCACCCACUUUAUCACAAUUUUGUAAAUUCAUUAGCAACAAAGCAGAUUUAUUAGAAACAUUAGAAAACAAUAAUCAAAAUCAUAAAAUAAUACAUAAAUUAGAUAAUAAACAAAAAAGCUUCAUAGUUGCCACUAAUAAUUAUAACAAUCAUAACAAUAAUCAUAACUCAAACCAAAUUUCUUACAAUAAAACCCCAUUAAAAUGCCCCCUUUGUUUUAAACACCAUCUAUUAUAUACAUGUGAAUCUUUCAGAAAUCUAUCUAUAGAAUCACGAGUUUGUAAAUCAAAGGAACUCAAUGUGUGUAUGAAUUGUUUACGCACAGGUCAUAUCACAUCAAGAUGUAGAUUAUCACGCUGCAAAUAUUGCAAAGGAAAGCAUAAUACUCUCUUGCAUGUAGAUGACCAGACCAUGUCUACGUCUAUUAAUAAUUCUAUGCCUAGUAGUAGUAGUAGUGUCGCCCUUCCUAUUGACAUUGCCGGUAUUUCUUCUACUAAUUGUCCAACAGGCAAUGUCGCUUUAUCUUGUGACACUAUCAUACAGAAUACUACUUCUUCUAUUUUACUGUCCACAGCUAUGGUGAAGGUUGUGAGCGAUGACGGUGAGAAGUUCGACGCCAGGAUCCUACUCGAUAAUGGUAGCACAGCCAAUUUUAUUACGCAGACGCUUAGUAACAAGCUGAGAUUGCCUCGGCGGAACAUUAACUCCACAAUAACAGGUAUAAAUAGCCAAACAUCAAAUAGUACACAAUCUUGUAAUCUUACUAUUAUAUCACUUGAUGACAAUUUUAAAAUUAAUAUUGACUGCUAUAUUCUGCCUGAAAUUACAAAACUGUUACCUCCAACUUCAAUUGACAUUCGCAACAUUCCUAUACCUUCAAAUUUACAGUUAGCCGACCCUUCUUUCUAUUGUCCGUCACCUAUUGACAUAUUAGUUGGUGCUGAAGUAUUUUGGGCGGUUCUCGGUAGUGCAUCUAUUAAACUCGGUAAAAACCAACCUACAUUAUAUGCAUCUAAAUUCGGUUGGAUAGUUACCGGUCCUGUGAUUGUUUCAUCAAAGUCUUUCUCAACAAAACAAUCGCAUUAUUGUAAUCUACAAACUAAUGAAUUAAACUUAAAUUUAAAUAAAUUCUGGGAGUUGGAUUCGGUUCCUUUAAAAUAUAGUUUAUCUCCAGAAGAACGAGCCUGUGAGGAAAGCUUUCGUACUAAUACCACUCGAAACAAAGACGGUCGUUUUAUGGUUACUUAUCCAUUGAAAGACAACUGUAACACGUUAGGUAAUUCUUAUGAAAUGGCUAAACGUCGAUUUCUUUAG